AUGCAGCCUGCAGCUGCAGCGCAGAAGGCGAGCAUGCGAAAUCAUCGCGCUGGUGCCGGCAUCGCAUUGGCUGGCCUCGGUCUACUGGUCUACAACCUGGCAGGUCCACGGCUCUUUGUGGCUCCCCAGCCUGAAAUGCUGGGGAUACCGCGACAUGGCUCAGAGGCCAGGGGUGAGGCCCUGAUCAUGUGUGCUGCGAAACCGGGUGGACGGCCUGUGGAUGUGACACAAGAAGCCAUGCCCGCAAGCACCAUCAAGGUCAAGACAGGAAAAGGUGAGCUGACUGUGGACCAGCAGUUUGACAAGAAGGAAAGGACAACCAGGUGGCUGAAAACCUUGAAGGGUAAGUUCGUGUACAGAGGCCCCAAGCCAGCAGAUCCGGACCAAUUCAUUAAGGUCAACAUUGCUGUGCCACUGGCACCGAAGCAGGCAUCAAAUACGAAGAUCAUGAAUCAGGUCAUAGAAGAGCUCCGUCGCGUCAGUGGUGUUCACCCAGUUGCAACCUACUUUACAGCCAACAAUGCCGAGCUAGGAUACCGCGUGGGAGAUAAAUCUGGAGCCAAAGUCAACAUACGGGGCCAUUUGAUGCAUGAUUUUCUCCAGAGGCUGAACACCAUUGUUCUGCCCCGAGUGCGAGACUUCGAAGGUUUGGAUCCAACCUCCUUCAACAGGAAAGCGAACUACUGGAUGCACUUGCCCAGCCAGGAGCCCUUCAACGAGCUCGAUGAGCUGCUCGACUCGCGGGAAGUUGUCCACGGCUUCAACAUCCGCAUCCUCAACAACUGUUUCACACAGCCAGAUGCUUUGAAGCUAAUGAAAGAGUUCGGUUUUCCUUUCGGUGAGGGUGCCAAAGGAUCCUUACGCGAAGUUCAAGAACAAGGGCAAGGGCAAGAAGAAGCGAUAGGCCGCCAGUGUUUCAGCCAGAUUGCCAUGUGGCAGAGCCUGGCAGAGAUCUGUAUUAGGUUCGAGGACAAGAUGUUUGCACCCUGCGGGGACGAAGCACACGAAGAUUUUCAAGCACCCGAGGCGGCUGGAGCAUUGCACGCCAGCUUGCUCUCUGGCAUUUCACCCGCAGGUGCUGCAAUUUUCGCGCUGUGUCAGUUCAUUGUCACGGCUUUUCCGAGGGCAUCUCCUUCGCUGGUAACCCACCAGCUCUACAAGUACAACAGGCUCGUCUGGCUGUAUCGUGGGUCUUCUGCCUUCGGGCUCUCCCAGGCCGUGCAGCGCAGCCUGACCGUGGCCCGCCCAUCCCAAAGUGAGGAUGCAGCGGAGCCUGCGGAAGAGCUGCGACAGCAAAGGUCAGCAGAGCGCUGGGGCCCAAUGACAAGUGAUGCAGUUUGUUACGAAGGUUACUAA
Molecule: messenger RNA, 1356 nt
Organism: Symbiodinium necroappetens
Lineage: Eukaryota; Dinophyceae; Suessiales; Symbiodiniaceae
Source: the annotation of a GenBank genome assembly